CCGGCGCGGCCGGGGCGCCCCGCGCGGACCCGCCACAGACAGGAGUGUCCUGGGAAAGGAACAGAAAAGAGCCGGCACUCACGCGUGGUGAAAGGGGAGUUUUCCUUCCCAGCCGGUGGCUGCUGCUUCAGGGGACCAGCCGGGCCUGGAUGGCCGAGGAGGCUGGAUGGUGCUGGCUGGACAGGUGAAGCCCGUGACAGCCGACCCGGGUCUCGCCAGGCCGUGAGCAAAUGGAACCCUCGCUGAGCACUGUGUUUGACAUGUCUGCCUAAGGACGGGCGCUCCCAUGGGCCAUGGCGCUGAUGUUCACAGGACAUUCCUUAUUUUUAACAUUAACGGUGUUUGCUUUCUCGACUUUUGAGGAAUCUGUGAGCAAUUACUCUGACUGGGCGGUUUUCACAGAUGAUAUGGAUCCGUUUAAGACACAGCAAGUGCAAGAUUUCAGGCCCCAUCCCAAGCUUCCGAGAAGUACGCUUCAUCCGAGUUUAUAUUUUGACGCCGGAGAGAUCCAAGCAAUGAGACACAAGGCUCGCACGAGCCAUUUGCAACUUUUCCGAGCGAUCAGAAGUGCAGUGACAGUCAUGCUGUCCAACCCCACGUACUACCUACCUCCACCCAGGCAUGCUGACUUUGCUGCCAAGUGGAAUGAAAUCUAUGGCAACAAUCUGCCUCCGUUAGCGCUGUACUGUCUGUUAUGCCCAGAAGACAGAGUGGCCUUCGAAUUUGUCUUGGAGUAUAUGGACAGGAUGGCCGGCUACAAAGACUGGCUGGUGGAGAACGCGCCGGGGGACGAGGUGCCCGUCGGCCACUCCUUGACGGGUUUUGCCACUGCCUUUGACUUUUUAUAUAACUUGUUAGAUAAUCCCCGCAGACAGAGAUACCUGGAAAAAAUAUGGCUCGUCACGGAGGAAAUGUACGAGUAUUCCAAAGUCCGCUCGUGGGGCAAACAGCUGCUUCAUAAUCACCAAGCGACGAACAUGCUGGCCUUGCUCACGGGGGCCCUGGUGGCCGGGGCCGGCAAAGGCUCGCAGGUGAACGCGUGGAAGCAGGCCGUGGUGGACGUGAUGGAGAAGACCAUGUUUCUGCUGAACCACGUGGUGGAUGGCUCUCUGGAUGAAGGCGUGGCCUACGGGAGCUACACGGCCAAGUCGGUCACGCAGUAUGUUUUUCUGGCCCAGCGCCAUUUUAACAUCAACAACUUGGAUAACAACUGGCUAAAAAUGCACUUUUGGUUCUAUUAUGCCACCCUCCUCCCGGGCUUCCAGAGAACCGUGGGGAUCGCAGAUUCCAAUUACAACUGGUUCUACGGCCCGGAGAGCCAGUUAGUCUUUCUGGACAAGUUCGUCUUGAAGAGCGGCGCGGGGAACUGGCUGGCUCAGCAAAUCAGGAAACAUCGGCCCAAGGACGGACCCAUGGUCCCCUCCACGGCGCAGCGGUGGAGCACCCUGCACACCGAGUACAUCUGGUACGACCCCCAGCUCACCCCGCAACCGCCUCCCGACCACGGUACUGCCAAAAUGCACGUGUUCCCGAACUGGGGUGUGGUCACUUACGGGGCAGGGCUGCCGAAUACGCAGACCAAUACCUUUGUGUCUUUUAAAUCUGGGAAGCUGGGGGGGCGCGCUGUGUAUGACAUAGUUCACUUCCAGCCCUACUCCUGGGUGGACGGGUGGCGGAGCUUUAACCCAGGCCACGAACACCCAGAUCAGAACUCAUUCACGUUUGCCCCCAACGGGCAAGUGUUUGUGUCCGAAGCUCUGUACGGACCUAAGCUGAGCCACCUGAACAACGUGCUGGUCUUCGCGCCGUCACCCACGAGCCAGUGCAACCGGCCCUGGGAGGGCCAGCUGGGAGAGUGUGCACAGUGGCUCAAGUGGACCGGGGAGGAGGUGGGUGAUGCCGCGGGGGAGAUCGUGGCCGCCUCGCAGCACGGGGACACGCUGUUCGUGAGUGGGGAAGCCGUGUCUGCCUAUUCCUCGGCCAUGAAACUGAAGAGUGUGUAUCGUGCGUUGCUUCUCCUGAAUUCCCAGACGCUGCUGGUGGUUGAUCACGUGGAGCGGCAAGAGGAUUCCCCGAUCAAGUCUGUCAGUGCCUUCUUUCAUAAUCUGGACAUUGACUUUAAGUACAUCCCGUACAAGUUCAUGGGCCGGUACAACGGGGCCAUGAUGGACGUGUGGGACGCGCACUACAAGAUGUUCUGGUUCGAUCAGCACGGCAGCAGCCCCGUGGCCAGCAUCCAGGAGGCAGAGCAGGCUGCGGAGUUUAAGAAACGGUGGACUCAGUUUGUGAACGUCACCUUCCAGGUGGAAGCCACCGUCACGAGGAUCGCGUAUGUCUUCUACGGGCCCUAUGUCAAUGUUUCCGGCUGCAGAUUCAUUGAUAACUCCCACGCCGGCCUCCAGAUUUCUCUUCAUGUCAAUAACACUGAGCACAUCGUUUCCAUGGUAACAGACUACCCCAGCCUCAAGGCGAGAUUCGAUUACCUGGGAUUCGGUGGCUUUGCCAGUGUGGCCGAUCAGGGCCAAAUAACCCGGUUCGGGGUGGGCACUCAAGCCGUCGUGAAGCCCGUGAGGCGCGACAGCGUUAUCUUCCCCUUCGGAUUUAAAUUUAAUAUAGCGGUGGGGUUGAUUCUGUGCAUCAGCUUGGUGAUUUUGACCUGUCAGUGGCGCUUUUACCUUUCUUUUAAGAAGAUGAUGCGCUGGAUACUGAUCCUCGUGAUCGCCCUGUGGUUCAUCGAGCUGCUGGACGUGUGGACCACGUGCACCCAGCCCAUCUGUGCCCAGUGGACGAGGGCAGAGGCCGGGGCCGGCGCCCAGGCUCCGUCCCCCGAGGGCCGCCACCUUGACCUUCCUGAUGUUGUCAUCGCCUCCCUUCCGGGGUCGGGAGCUGAAAUUCUCAAACAGCUUUUCUUCAACAGCAGCGACUUUCUGUACAUCAGGGUGCCCACGGCCUACAUCGAUAUCCCGGAGACGGAGCUGGAGUUGGGCUCGUUUGUGGACGCCUGCGAGUGGCGAGCCUCGGAUGUCCACGGCGCGCGGUUCCGCCUGCUCCGGGGCUGGCUGCAGUCUCUGGUCCAGGACACGAAGCUGCACUUGCAGAACAUCCACCUGCACGAACCCAGCAGGGGAAAGCUGGCGCAGUAUUUUGCAGCGAAUAAGGACAAGAAAAGAAAACUGAAAAGGAGAGAGUCUUUGCCCGAACAGAGAAGUCGGAUGAAAGGCGCCUUUGACAGAGAUGCUGAAUACAUUAGGGCUUUGAGGAGGCACCUGGUCUUCUACCCCAGCGCCCGGCCUGUGCUCAGCCUAAGCAGUGGGAGCUGGACUUUAAAGCUUCAUUUUUUCCAAGAAGUUUUAGGAGCCUCCACGAGGGCGUUAUACGUAGUGAGGGACCCUCGGGCGUGGGUUUAUUCAAUGCUGUACGGUAGUAAGCCGAGUCUUUACUCUCUGAAGAAUGUACCGGAGCACUUAGGUAAAUUGUUUAAAAUAGAGGGAGGUAAAGGCAGAUGCAGCAUCCACUCCGGCUACGCUGUUGAGUACGAGUCGUUGAGGAAAGAACUGUCCAACUCCAGGUCCAACGCAGUCUCCCUGCUGUCGCAUUUGUGGCUGGCAAACACAGCAGCCGCCCUGAGAAUAAACGCAGACUUAAGGCCCACCAGCUACCAGCUGAUCAAGUUUGAAGAUAUUGUGCAUUUUCCUCAGAAAACCACUGAAAGGAUUUUUGCCUUUCUUGGAAUUCCUUUAUCUCCUGCUAGUUUAAACCAAAUAUUGUUUGCCACCUCCACGAACCUUUUCUAUCUUCCCUACGAAGGGGAAAUAUCACCAACGAGCACUAAUGUUUGGAGACAGAACUUGCCUAGAGAGGAAAUUAAACUGAUCGAAAACAUUUGCUGGACGCUCAUGGAUCGUCUGGGGUAUCCAAAGUUUAGGGGCUAAAUGCUGCAGGUCGGCAGAAAUUUGCACUAACGCGUUCCCACCCAAUUUGUGGCUAUGGAUUAGAAGUGUUUGUUUAUUCUUGUACGGCGUGUGUGAUUGUGUGUGUGUGUAUGUGUGUGCGCAGCGUGUUACUUGCACAGAGAUUAUUUUAAAAAUAGGUACCAUGUUUGGGCUAGCAGGAUUUAUUUUUAUGUUACCAUGAUCCUCGCUUUUGCUUCUGAAAUUUUUUCUGCAAAAAUAUUUCUGCUCCAGAGCGUUGGUGAAGUUCUAUCACGGGGGGGUCUGGGGAGAAGGGACAUUCGGGAAGGUUCUCCUCUUAACCUGCCUUUAUCUGUCACUGCUCUUCUGUCUCAACCUCAAACACUGCUGUAGGCCUUGGUUGCGGCUUCCCUCACGCAACUCUUGUUUUUAAGAUUGACUGCUGAAGUCCCUUAUCUGUUUGACAAGGACGUCUGACACACUCACCUUACACGCCCAUAUAAACACUAGUGUGUGCAAUGCCCGGUGCCGUCUCUGGGGAAAUGGUGCAAGCGCCUAUCAGAACACCAGGAUUUCAUCUGGGAAAUAGAAAUGGGAAUACAGAAUGAUUUUUUUUUCUUUUUUUGAGGUCAGAAUCAGUGCCCCAAAAAAGCUCUCCUGCAAGUUUUUUACUGAGAAGGCUGUAGUCUCUGAAGAAUCUGGGAGCCAGGGGCACAUGGAGCAUUUUUGCUGCUUCCCUGUUAAAACUCUUGUCCUCCUUGAAGCCGCAGCUGCUCCCUGUCACGCUCCUCCUGUCCUGUCGUUUCUGUCACUGUCUUGCAAAAACAGUCAGCACUUACUAAUUGCUAAACUCUUGAUAUUUGUGGGGAUUUUUUUUUUCCCCAUGGUGAUUAAUUUUGCACCAAAGCUUGACACAGACUUAGAAUCAAAUUUCUUUUUGUGGAAUUAUCACUGGAUGACUAAAGCAAGCUGGGCCGCUGCUGCGAGGGGUUUUUUUUUUUUUUUUUUUGGACUGGAAACAGAAUUGGAAAAUUGCCUGACUUCUCUUGCAUCCCUUUGAAAGAGUGCACAGACCGCCAGUGUCUGCAGAAGUUGAAGGCAAACGGGAGAUGAUGUCAGAGGCAUCUGUUUCCUUUACCAUCUGCAUCUUAUUAGAAGUGUAGCCGUCAUAAAAUGGGGUGUGUUUUAUCUUGGUCAUCUCUGAAAUCAAAACGCUAGGCCGUGAUCAGCCAGUGGAGUAAUUGCAAAAUAGUGGAUGAUCAAAGACUGGGAGGCAGCGUGGACUUGAGAAUCGGGGCUGCUGUCUUCCCUGAUGGUUCAAACCACGCGUCCGCCCAGCUCUCUAGCACCCGGGAGUCUGUCACUCUGACCUAGAUAAAAGUGGUUCUUUCUCAGUAGUUUGUUAUUAUGUCAAAAUGUGCCUCCAGAGUGAUAAAGCCCUGGAUGCGUUACAUUCCCGCUACCCCAACUUGCCUGUCAUGCUUUCUCUUCCAUUAGAGUGAGUGUAGCCCACUGACACCCCCCCCCCAAACAGAAACCCCCCUUCCUGCCUUCCACAGCUGUCACUGUUUUCUCUACACUGUGGAAAUGAAGGAAAAUCAUUCUUGUAUUCGUACAGGUGGGUAGGAAGACGGAAGACCUGCAUCUGUACUCUUCUUCUCGAGGAAGAUUGUUCUUUCUAGCUCAGGGUUAUCAGCCAGCAUGUAAAAUUGCUACACGGACGAUAACACUAUUUCCAUUACGGGUCAGACUGCCAGUGUUUGCUUUUGGCUCCUGGGAUGUGUGGUCUCCGAUCAGAUCAAAUCAAACGGCUCUGGUUGGCAGGAGUAUUAAGUCUGAUCAAGUCAAGGUAAGAAUUACAAAUGCGUGUGGGUCCCGCCAGGAGAGCGGAGCCACCCGGGCCUUGCUUUUAACGUUAUGCAGAACCAGGCUCACAGGCAGGGCUUGCAGCCCUGGAGGGAGAGGGGAGGGGCCGGGCCGAGGCGGGGGAGGGAGAAAGAGUCAUUCUGGGAGUGACUAUGGGAACAGCACAGGGCCCUGUCAUUGCAGCAAAGCAAGGGAUGAGUUCUCGGCUUCACCCCCAAGUGGCCCUGCAGGUAAAUUUCCCGGUCUCUGUACUCACCCCGGGGGAGUUUGCUGGAGUGGGGAGACCAUUUGCAAUGCCCUGGAGAAUGCUUUGCAUGGUGACAGGGCCUUCAGGUGUACAAGUGUCUGUUCCCCCGGGGCCCCCAGGUUAGUGUAACCUGGGUAUCGAAGGGGACUGACGCUGGCAUGUCCAGGUCCUGCGGUCUUAGGGUGCUGCUCUUGGAACUAUCCCGGUAGCCUCUGCUCUUCUUUUUAUCACCUUGAAAAUAAAUGAGUGAUAUUCAUUAUGUGAUGCUUGUGAAGGCAGCAGUUACAAGAUGUCCUCUCUGAAAUAAAUUCUUAUCUUCAUUGACUUCUCCAGAUGUGGGUCUAAUUAGAUCUAAAGUCUUUAUUAAAUUGAAAUCUUGACAGCAUGACUGCAUUUUGCUGACAAAAGUAAUGUAGCUGUGGUGGUAAUAAUCUAGUUUUCAAAAGUCUGAAAUGUCACUUGGAAUGAAAGGGAAAAACAUGAUUCUGGAGUUGAGUUUAUGGUCAUGAAAAUGCCAGAGAGGAGAGAAGACAGGACAGUCUGUUCAGGAGAAGGAAGAUCAAUCUCUGAACGUGCUUUAAUUUAUAGAAACCUACGGGGGCACGAGUUUUAAGGAGAUGACAGGAUACAGACACUAGACCUAGACCCCAAAUUGGGCACGCGAUUGGCUUUCUUUCCAGAGAAUUAAUGAAUACAUGCCAACAAGGAUGAGCUGUCAAGACUCCCCAGCGUGGCAGACACCUGCCAGUGCCCUCGCAUGUCUUCAGAGAAGACUCCACACUGAUUGUGUUAACACUUUCCCUUGUGUAGGGGUGCUGCCCCUCCCCGCUGCAGUUUACUUUCCAUAGAUUUCAUUUAUCAGAACUUUUUGGUCCAUCGUCAGUGAUCCUAGACCACCUUAAUAGAUAGCUUCUAGCACAUUCAAUUAUCUGUAAUGAGUAAACAUGAACGGUGAUUUUAAAUCAUUCUAAUUGAUUGGCUUGAUUAAUUCUGGUCGCUAUUAGAAAAAAAUUUCUGCUGAUUCACUUAAGGAAAAAAUUGCAAAGAGGAGGCAAUAUGUUCUGACACCAGUUCCAGAGGUAAGGGCACCUGGCAUUCUAAAAUAUACCAAGGAAUUGACUAUGCGGGCUAUUUACUGGUGAUGUAAUUGUUGACCAAACCAUGUCUACUAAUGUAUCUAAAAUGAAUUGUGAAGGCAACUAAGAACUAAAUGGUGAGUUUUUGCAAAAAGGAUGAUUAGAAUUUGAAACAGCAGAUUCUAGUGUCCUCUAACUUGCAGAUGCUUGAGCUAUACUUUAUAUGAGCUUAUGUUUUAUUUAGUCCAAAGAACAUAUACAUGUUUAAUUGAUUCUAUUUCCAGAAGAUAGGUUCAGCCAACACUUCCAAGCCGUGGUGGGUUCUGUCCUUGUUAAGCCUUUUUCCCCACACCUGCUCAGUCAGUAGCAAAGAAAACUGACUGAAGAUUAUCAACUCGGUUAUUGGAACUAUAUGUAUAAUAAAGCUCUUCUGUUAAUAAAUACAUUAAAAGCAACUUGGCUAUGGCUCGGGUAAUUUUGUAAUAGUCCUCUCUUCCUUAGGUAUCUGGGUAACUGUUAGGAUUUUGUUUGGAAGUGAGAAGGCAGAAGUCGGGGAAUCUGGGACAAGUUGAAGAUGACACCCGGUCCCACCAUAGCAGCCACUCAACUUGCUCCCUCAGUGACACGCAGCCCUGGCUUCUGUUUCCUGCACUAGCGCCAUGUCUCUAUCUGGGUCUCCCUCUAUUUCACUUUUCUACAUACAUCACCCCAACUGAUUCAAUGGUAAGAGCUCUCUCUACCAAGCACCUGUGCACACUUUCUCCCUCACCUCCCACCCCGCACCGUUAAGAUCUUCACUCAUGUUCUCACUAACAAGAAGGUUCUUACAGGUUACCUGAGACAUUCUAAGUGGGGAAAGUCCAGGUGUGGCACAAUGUAGACCUUUCUGAAAGAGGGAGAGGAAUCUAUCAUGAGUUACUUCAUAUGUGCUACAGAAUGACCCAGAAGGUAUUCGUGUGUGACAUCAUAACACUCACAACUCUACAUGUGUCUAGUUUACAGAUAUGUUGGAAGCCCAUAUUUUCUCUUCAGGGAAUAUGACUUCAUGAAGGAAUUUUGAUUGGGUUUAUAAUUCAUCGAUCAAUCCCGUCAUUUGCCAGACCUUUUGGAUUUGCUGUCAGGGCGCUUACUGGCUUCAGACAAGAGCACGAGAGCAGCUGACUGUGACCCCGCCUUGUGAGGAAUGGAGGCCCUCGAGGCUUCCAAAUGAGUAGAAAUUCAUCCAGGAGAGGAGCGCAGGGACUUGCCAGGUGGUGCUUACUCACGGACAGGCACCCCGAAGUGUUCUCUUCCCUAGGAAACAGAGAUUCCUCCCCCACAGGGCGCUCAUGAGGAAUGGGGGUUCAUCAGGUGAGGGACUUACAGUUGGUGAGGUCAGGUACAUUUCCCACCUGUUCUUGGACUUUGAUUAUGGCGCCCUAGUGCAUCCAUGCAGGGAGAAUAGCAGACAGAACUCAUCAACUGGCCCUGAUCUCUCCCCAGCCCACUCACUCAGCCACCCCCACAUGCUUCUAACAAGGAAAUCCCGAGGGGUGCCCUGAGGAGAACAGUGUGAGCGGGGCCUGACUGGUGUGCGCCGACCAGCGGCAGCGGUGAGAGCAGGAAGGUGGCACAUGAUUUCAUCCAGGCCCCACUCUCCCUUCUGUGCCUGCCUGAUCCACCUGAGGCUAGACGGGCCGUCAGUACAGGGGAGGCGGGAGAGAAUAAACACGUGAGACUCACCCCUUGGACAGUGUAGUCCAGUCUAGUCGGCCUCAUUCAUAGCUUAUUCUGGGCCUCCCUGGUGGCCUAGGAGACCUCUCCUGUCUCCCCGCUGCUCCCCUCAGCAGUGUUUCAGUAGAUCUGCCUGUUCUGCUCCCCACUCUGUCUCGGGUGAAUCCUCGCACCCUCCCCAAUCUGGCCUAUACCCCAGUUCUACGGAAAAAACAAAACAAAACAAAAAACACCCCCCUUAUUCUGCUGCUCACUCUACUCCUUGUACAGAGAAGCCUGCCCCAGGUGGUAGUGAAUAGUCUCAGCAAGUCAGUGAUGCACAAAUAUAUUUAAAUAGGACUUACUUUAGGAAACAAUCUGUCUUUACCAUAGAGAAGAAGGAAGGAAGCCAGGCAGGCAGGCAGGAGAAGAGAGGAGGGUUGCCCUGAUGCCUUUGGGAUGAAAUGUCAUGUUCCUUUCACGUUUAGCUGGCAUGCCGUGUUAGCUGGCACGCCGUGUUUCACAGGUCCUAGAUACAUGCUGUUCUCCCCCAUGUUGUCUUCUGCUGUUUCCACACUUGAGCUUCAUGCCCGUUUCCAUGUUUCAUGCAGCAAAUGCUCACGCACCCGAGCCGUCCAUGGCGUGCUCUGUUACUCCUUCUGGAAGUCAGCUCCGCUCCCAGCACCUGCCUUUCCUCACAGAUAAAGGCAAUAUAGCCUGUCUAAUCCCCCCUUAAAUUGGGUACCCCUCUCUGACAAGGCAAAAGACACUUCUUCUUAAUUGCACCAUGCAAAUAAUGUGCCAAACCCUGAACACGGUGGUAAAAGAUGACUGCCUCAGUUACGUUGGCAUUUAUCUGGUUUUAAUUAUGGAGUCAUUUACCCUCUCACCUUGCUCCGAAAGAUGGUUUGUUGUAGAUCUGAGCUGCUUGGAAUUUUUAAAUAUGGCUGUUUUAAUUAUAUGGUACUACUUCAAUGCGAGCUUCAAUGUGAUCGUUGAUAAAAUGAUUAAAGGAGGCUUUGUUUGCAAGAAUACAUAAUAGAACCAAGAAGGGAUGCAGUUGCUUCAUGAGACACCCACAUGAAUACAUCAAAAUAGCACAGUUAAUAAAAGUUGGCCCCAUAUAAACAAAAUAGGUGCAUUUUGCUCUUCAUAUCCAACCACUAACCUGGGCCCCUGGCUAAUUCAGGGCUCACCGGCGCUCAGCAGCUUGCUUGGGUGCAUCAUACGCUCGAUCGUUACUCCUUUCUCUUUCACCCGGCAUUAGGCAUCAGACAGCUACACGCCCCUGCUGUUGAGCCUGGAAAGCAAGGUCCGUGGUUGCAGACACAUCAGAACUAGACAAACUUCCCUCUUACUUAGCGGCAAGUGUUUUUUUCUCUGUUCCCAACACGCACGGUGGGUUCUUCCCUUGUCCUGUUUGUGAUUCACCCCCAUUUUCUUCUUUACUUUGAAGGGGACAGUCUCUUAAAAUUUUAUAUUUGUGACACUUUUUUAUAUUAGAUGAGAUUUGAAAUUAGAUAAAACUGAAUUCCUAGGUUAGUAAAUACAGCUAUGAUAUCUUAGGUAAGCUUUUACGUUUUAGAUUUCUGUUUCCUCCUCAUUUGUAAAAUUGUCUCAAAGUUGAUGCCAGGGUCAACUAAAAUCACGUGUGAAAAUUAAUAGAAAGGUACUUAUUUCCUCUUUGUGAUCACUGCAAAUCCUCAAGUGAUAUUGAUUGUAGAUAUGUACAUAUGUAUUUAUACACACACACACAGAGAGAGAGAGAGAGAGAAAGAGAGAGAGAGAGAGAGAGAGAGAGAAUAUGAAUAUGUGCCCAAACCCAUUUGGUGGCAGGUCAUUUUCCCAAUGAGAAGGUAUUAAAAAUAUUUUCAGAUAAUUUCAACAUAUAUAGUUAAGAUAUA
Molecule: messenger RNA, 10696 nt
Organism: Talpa occidentalis (Iberian mole)
Lineage: Eukaryota; Metazoa; Chordata; Mammalia; Eulipotyphla; Talpidae
Gene: DSEL
Product: dermatan sulfate epimerase like
Exons: 3
Coding region: 294-3932 (1212 amino acids)
Molecular function (GO): sulfotransferase activity; chondroitin-glucuronate 5-epimerase activity
Source: RefSeq, a predicted model, not a curated record